AUGAGUAAAGAUGUGAUCAUCAGUCAAUUGGAAAACAAACAAAACUGCCUAAUUUGUAAUGCUCAACUGGCAGUCUCAACACGAAAUUGCUUUAACAUAUUUAAAACCAUAUUAUUUCCUUUAGAGAAAAAAGCAUGUGACUUAAUUGGGGCUGUAUUAGAUAUUGAAGUAACAGAAAAUUCUUUACAUAGUGAUGUCAUUUGUAAAAAAUGCUUUAAACUUGUCAAUGAAUUUGCCGAUUUAGAAUCUAGAGUUAGUGAAAUAAAAUAUGAACUGACUACUAAUUUUAAGAAAACAACAGAAUUUUUGCAAAGUAUAGAGGAAGACAGCACUGAUACAUGCAAAAGCGGGAUUCAAAUAAUCCAUAAAAAAGAUGGCCAAAUAUUACAUGAAAAAUCGAGGAUUAAAUUAGAAGAUGAUAAAUUAAAUCAAAUUGUUUUAAGUAGUGCAAAGGGAAGUGCAAUUAUAUCAAAAAAUAUGAUAGUUCUUCCUGAUCAAUCUAGCAAGGAUGGAACAGAUUUGGAUGAGCCCAAAGUUAUUGUUGUAGGAAAUGGAGAUUUAAAUGAGAUUGACGUAGAAGAAUAUGAAAUAGGAGAAGUUAUUGAAGAUUUCGAAGUCACAAAUGCUGAUCACGAAGAGAUUGUAGCAGUUCAAAUUCGUUCUGAAAAUGAUGAAAAUGAAUAUAUUGUUAAUCAGCAGGGUGCAGAUGGGGAAAUCAAGCAUGUUGAAAUGGACGGAAACAAAUUUACGUGCUUACUAUGUCCGUCUGAUGGUGAAAAUAAACCCUUUACUUGUGAGUCCAAAGAUUUAGGAUUUAUGACUUUGCACCUUAAAGUUGAUCAUGAUACCCGAGUGUACAUUUGUGAUAUUUGCGGACUUGAAUUUAGAAAAAGAAAUGAUUUAUCAGCGCAUUUGGAUGACCAUGUGGCACAAGAAGAAGGAGAUUUUCAAUGUGAAGUAUGCAAUAGAAUAUUUAGUAACUUAAGACUUUAUAGGAUUCAUAAAAGAUUACAUUCUUCGCAAAAUAAAUCGUGGUCUUGCGAAGUGUGUGGUAAAAAGUACAGUUCGAGAAACUUAUUAGAGGAACACAAUAAUACCCAUACCGGAGUUCGUCCUUAUGUUUGUUCAAAUUGUGGCAAAGACUUUGCAUCAAAGUACACAUUUAAAGCCCAUAAAAAAACGCAUGAAGCUAGAGAACGAAAUUUUUCUUGUUCGGCUUGUGACAAAACAUUUUUGUCCGCCCAAAAUUUAAUCCAGCACGAAAAAACGCAUUCAGAAUCCAAAGAUUACGUAUGUGAUACCUGCGGAAAAGGUUUUGGGUCCCUUAGAAAUUUGGAAGUUCACAGCGUCGUACAUUCUGGAUUCAAGCCUUUUAUUUGCGGUGUUUGCGGAAAAGCAUUUGCUAGAAAAGCCGAAAUUAAAGAUCACGAAAGGACUCAUACGGGUGAAAGGCCUUUUCAAUGUGAAUUUUGCGGAGCUCAAUUUAGUCAAAGAAGUAAUCUUCAAUCUCACAAAAGAGUCACUCAUUACGACGAUCGGAGGUAUAGGUGCGAGGAUUGUGGUAAAGGGUUCAAGCGUCGAAGAUUAUUAGAUUAUCACAUAAAAGCUGUUCAUACCGGAGAGAGACCAUUUAAAUGCCCAACUUGCGAUGCCACUUUUGUUUACCCGGAACAUUUUAAAAAACAUAUUAGAAUUCAUACUGGAAUAAAACCGUACAAAUGUGAAGUCUGCGGAAAAGCUUUUAAUAGUAGAGACAAUAGAAAUGCUCAUAGAUUUGUACAUAGCGACAAAAAACCUUACGAGUGUUUGGUUUGCGGAAUGGGAUUCAUGAGAAAGCCUUUACUGUAUAAUCACAUGCAGCAAGCGGGACAUAUCAAUGAUACAAUUGUUGUUAAUCAACCGAGACUUACCAUAGAGGAUGAUCAAUUAAUUGUACCCGAUAGAGAUGUAGAUAUUGAAAUGACAAUUGUCGACGAUAACGGUUUGACUCAAGAAGGAGUAUUGGAAGAAAAGCCAAAAUUAUAUUUAACGGAGUUAAAUGAACACGUUAUCAUACAAGGUAACGAAAAAACAUUAUUCAUGACUGAUGGUAUGAAAAUAAAAACUUUAAACGAUGAUGAAGACCAAGAACAAUUGGUGGACGAAAGUGGAAAUUUUGUCGAUAUGGAUGGAAACAUAAUAGAAAUAGAAGAUGAUAGUAAUAUUGCUAUGACUGCUCACAUUAACGAACACGGUCAACUUGUCAACGAUGAAGGACAAAUAAUAAACGAGCACGGACAAAUUUUGACUGAAGAUGGACAACCCCUUGUCGUAGACGAAACCGUUAGUUUUUCAGAAUGUGACGUCAUUGUAAAAGGUGAAAAAUCGGACGAAGAAAGUAAUUAUUCGGGUAAAAAACCGGAAGUGCAUUAUGUACAAAUAAGACUUCCAGACGACGGAAAUAACGAACAGAGAACUUGGUUUAACAUAGUUGAAAAUAAUCAAGUGGAAAAUGCCAGUUAA
Molecule: messenger RNA, 2502 nt
Organism: Pediculus humanus corporis (human body louse)
Lineage: Eukaryota; Metazoa; Arthropoda; Insecta; Psocodea; Pediculidae
Product: gonadotropin inducible transcription factor, putative
Exons: 13
Coding region: 1-2502 (833 amino acids)
Source: RefSeq, a predicted model, not a curated record